Tuber aestivum (summer truffle) is the source of this 2026-nucleotide messenger RNA. The record is from the annotation of a GenBank genome assembly. NCBI's taxonomy places the organism in Eukaryota, Fungi, Ascomycota, Pezizomycetes, Pezizales, Tuberaceae.
AUGACGGACCUCGGGUCAAUACCACGCUCAGGCAGGCUCUUGGACUCAGAAGUCUACACAAGACUCCUCGACCAAUACCUCGACGUGGGCCACCGCCUCUACAAAGGGACCGAAGCGCUCUGCGUGGACCGAGGUCUCCGGCUAGCGGACACCUUCCGGGCAUAUGUGGCGCUGAUGCGGGUCCCUUACGCGCCCUACUAUGACACUAGCUUCAUCCUCAAGUACUUUAAGACCGGGAGGAGAUCGCAGGUGCCUAGGGAGCAGGUAGAGCUCGAGGGCGCCGGUCUGAAUCACGCCGCUGAAGCCUUCCGGCGUAACAACGUUGGCAGAGCGCCGAGGGUUUACGCCCUUCGCCCGGCGCUGGACCUAAUUGCCAUGGAGUUUAUUCGUGGGAAGGGGUAUCGCGAUAGCUCUCCGGGGUGGUGGCCAAAGGAAAGGAUGAUCAAGUUUGUGAGGCAGAUGGCGGUUUUCCGGCUUGCCAUCUUGACCCAGGUGGAGAAUCAGCUCGGGGUUCCCCGGAAUGCCCCAUAUGAGGGGAGGGUUGGGCCUUAUUGCUCGGAGGUUUGGUGGGACCAAGAUAAGGUUUCUCUCCUUCCGCCACCCCCUCGCUUUCUCCCUUUUAUCGUUUGCAUCAUAUGAAUCGCUGGAUGGCCGCUGAUCAUCAGAGCAGUCCAGGUUGUGGGACCAGAUGGACCGAGGUCCAUUCCCAAACCGCCACGAAUUGAUACUGGCCUCCCUUCGCAGAGACCUAUUGGUAAGCAGAUGGAGGUCGCAACACGGUCGGCGGAUCCCAUACGGCUCACACUUCCCUACAUGGGCCGACAUGAUAUCGUACCUGGAAAAGACAAUCGAGAACAUCGAACGGGAGCCCCGCCCAACUCGCCCGGAGUUUUUUUCUCUGAACCACAACGACCUCCGACUUGGCUUUAACAUUAUGCUGCGAGGUGGGAAGAUUGCCGCAAUCAUAGACUGGGAGACAGGCUCAUACGACCCUCUCUCCAUGUGCGUCGUCGACUUGGCCACAGAGACGGAUUAUGAUCCCAGAGAGUGGAGGGAACACGCGGGCCCCAACGGCGAAAACUUUCACGUACUACCCUACCGGCUGGAAGCAGAACCUACCGAAAACCGUAUAUCAUCCGCCACAGAUAUGGGGGCCGAGCGGAAGCCUUUCCCGGACUGGGAAUUAAUCGAGAACAACGGCGGGCCGCUCUGCGAGGCGGACUUUUGCGGCGAUGAUUACCCCGAGGACCUCGCCUCCGAUGAAGAUGAGAGCAUCGUGGACGCGGUGGAGAUUCACUGCGACUCGGACGUCGAUGCGGAGGAGGAGUGCUUGGCCCCCGGGGGCGGAGAUGAUGAACUGGCCCGGCCUAACCCGCACUAUGUCGGAGGAGAAUGGUACUAUGAACCUGUGUACGCUCUCAUGAAGGAAUUCAUUCACCGCCAUCGCGGGGCGGGCCUGGGACCGAACGGGGAGUGGGGGAAGCUGCCGGAGGAGUACUCUAGGCCACUGGCGGACUGGGACGAUCCGCUGUUCCGGAGGGUCACGCAGACCCCCUUCGAUGGCGGGCAUGACCAAGUCGUCGACGAAGACAGGAUCGAUGUAGCGAUAGCGGUAACCGAAGCCGCGGCAGCCAAGGCACAUAAAGUGAAGAAGGAGAAGAUCGCCGUACCCUCGCGACCACGCCGAAUGCCUACUCUCCUAGAUGCCUGGGGCGAUACCGCCGCGACCGGUGGAGAAGAAGGUUCCCCCAGGUCCCCGGUAUCGAGCGCUGGCUAUGCCAACUGGACUAGAAAGCUCACCCCUAGACGCAAGCGGCCCAUCACAUCCCCAAUCGGUCGGAAGGUCGGCCCGAGUCACGACCCCAUUCCCCUGACCGCGUUCCCAGGAGCGCAUGCGCCGACCAAAGCGGGGCGGCAGGGGGCGGAGGCGGGUGUCCCGUCCACCAGCGACGACGAGCGUGUGAGGACUGUGAGGGAUGCGGUUCUUGCGAGGGUUAUGGAGAGAUUGAGGAGUGGGUUAGAUUAG